GAGUCAGACGGCUUAUCGAUAACAAGUUCACUUAUCGAUUUGAUCUCCGUCAACGCGCGUUUUCUGAAAACAACCCCUCUGGUGAAUUAUUGGCAUGCGCUGAAGUCUUCACUCAUCAUCGCAUUUUCUCAAUAACAGGUUUUAAACUCUUUACGAUUGCUCUUGACCCAGUUUGAUGAAUCAUCCAAUUCCACUUUAUCCCAUACAAAACAUCAAUGUCAACAACCCCUAACCCGCGUGGCCGCCGGUCACUGCGAGACUCCGAGGUUUCGGAAACAUUCACUCCAAUAGCAGACACAACGCUGACAGGACUUCAGCGUCUUCCCAUUCAUACCAAGUAUCCCCUCACCCCCAGCAGGCUCAGUUCAGCAACCCCGUCGCGACGAACGCCACGGAACAGAGGCGCUGCGGCUCCCUCAACGCCUCAUGGAUUACGGGCGAUGCAGCGCCGAGCGGCUAAUACACCUGCGCGUGACCGUAGGAAAAGCGGGCGGAUGCAGAGGGAGACGACGUUUGAUAUUCUACGGAAUCUCGGUAGAGCUCUUGCUCCUGUAUCACAGCCCAUUGGUUCAUCGCCGCAAGAAGAGAAACCGGAGCCCGAACCAGAGCCCAAAAGAGAUGAGAUCGACGAGCUUGACAACGAACCGGAGAUCGAACGUCCACGACUAUCCUUGCCUUUAGAAGAAGUAGAGGAACAGUACGAGGCGAGUCCGGAACCGCGCCCACCCAGGCUCUCUUUAGCGUUUGAGGAAGAGGACAUUACGGUCGAAUACCCUCGACGGGCUACUAGCGAACAUGAUAGAGCAAGAUUGUCUAUGAUGAGUUUCGGUAAUCCUCGCCUGAGUGAGAAUUUCGGUGACGCGACCCGGUUAGAAAGUGACUCGGAAGAUGAUGAAACUGGCAUUGAGCAUGAUGACAAUAGGGAGAACCCAGACGAAACUGUGAUGAGUCAAGGUGCCUUUGAUAGAGGAGGAGAUACGGAAGACCUUGGGAGGUUCAAUUUUGACUUCAAUUUUCCAUCUCCCCCUCCGCCUCCAGCGAAUAAUAUGGACGAGCCUCUCAACGACGACGAAGGAUUCGAGCUUCCGCCCGUUGACCUGGCACAGGACACAGCUCCAAUGUCAGAUGACAGUGAUGAUGCCGGCAUCACAGCUGGUGAUUUUGGUCUGGAUCUCAACCUGCCAUCCCGUGCCUCUCUGAGCGAAAGUCCCGGGAUCAUCGGUGGAGGGUUGCAUGAUGAAGACACUGUCAUCGUACAGGGGAAACAAAAGAAGCUCUCCCGGCACGGCAUUCCUAUCCCCAAUAUGCCAUCAGGAGUGAUUAAAAAGCUGGCCACCCGGUUUGCACCAGCGAGGGCCGGAUCUAAAGCGAAGAUCAGCAAGGCAACCCUGACAGCCAUUGAGCAAGCAACAUCGUGGUAUUUUGAGCAAGUCGCUGAAGACUUGGCAGCGUAUUCCACACAUGCUGGACGUAAGACAAUCGACGAGAGCGAUGUUACCACCUUGAUGAGACGACAACGCCAUCUUAACAAUUCUACGACCAUUUUCUCUUUGGCAUCGAAACAUUUACCCAAGGAGCUGUUACAGGACAUGAGAUUGUCAAUGCCUCCGUGAAUAAUAUACAUAAUACGUAUUCUGUACCAAGCAAACUAAACACCACCGAUGGUCGCAAACAGAAAAAGAGGUUGACAGAUAUCACCAAUUUACAUUCUGACGGACACGACGAGUUGCCUCAUUAGGCCUCUUACGGAUAAUCAUCCACAGCAUGAUUGAUGUUGCCAAGCACAACCCGUACCUACUCAAGGUAAGCCAGCAGUUUCGAUUGCAGGAUAUUGGGGGUAAUUCAUCGAAAACCUACCAUGUGAAGAUGUACUGGCUGUGGUUGUUUCUCAGAUUCACUUCGGCGGCGCGACCGAUAGGGAUACCCUUGCCGCUUCUGUUAUACCAUUCAACCAAGUCCGGGACUAAUGGAGUUAGUGUCGAUCGUGUCGGUCCCCAUACUAGAGAUAGACUCACUCAUAGUCUCUUCAAUCCACACUGGCUGGCUGCCAGUAAACUCUGCC
Messenger RNA from Aspergillus alliaceus, 2062 nucleotides. RefSeq lists its product as uncharacterized. The record is from RefSeq and is a predicted model, not a curated record. The coding region runs from base 216 to 1613 and encodes 465 amino acids. Gene Ontology annotation, biological process: replication fork processing; resolution of meiotic recombination intermediates. NCBI's taxonomy places the organism in Eukaryota, Fungi, Ascomycota, Eurotiomycetes, Eurotiales, Aspergillaceae. Gene Ontology annotation, molecular function: chromatin binding; protein heterodimerization activity. Gene Ontology annotation, cellular component: FANCM-MHF complex; Fanconi anaemia nuclear complex. The transcript is spliced from 5 exons.